AUGGAGGUGUUCUAUAUCAACUCCUCCAUACUCUUUAUCUCUCACAGACCCAUUAACCACACUGGUGCUGAAAAGACAGUCUAUGAGAUUUGCAAAGACAUGCCCGCUGUACUCAUUUGGUACCUGGGCCUACAGUUCAUCAACAUGUUCCUUGGCAUCCCAGCCAACAUCAUGGUGCUCUGGCUCAUCCAUAAGAACAAGGGAGACUCAUCAACUUCAGAUAUCUUCAUCCUUCAUCUGGCCAUUCUGGAUGUCCUGUUUUGUCUGAUCCCUCCACUGGAGCUGGCCAACAUUGUCUUCCUGACGACCAGUAGCACCUGGUAUGUCCUACGUUUCUUCUAUGGCAUUAAAGACUCCUCACCUCUCUUCCUCUCGUGCAUCUGCCUGGAUCGCUACAUGGCUGUGGUCCACCCCAUCACCUUCACUGAGCUCAAAGACCGCCGCCACCGGGCAGUUCUCGCCAUUGUGGUCUGGCUCAUCACGCUGGCCUACGCUGCGGCAAAGUGUGUGGGCAACAUCAUCAACUUUGAAAAGGUCUUUACAGGGAUGAUCCUGGCAGCGUUUGCCUUCAUGGUGUUCUGUAACAUCGCCAUUCUCUGGGCACUCCGACAGUCUGGGCCUGGUAGAGACGAGAUGCACCCUGUGAAGAAACGAGCAUUCAAGAUGGUCCUUGUUAUCCUGGCUAUCAUUGUAUUUAAUUACUUCCCACCAGUUGCAUUGUUCCCCUUCCAGCACUACUUCUCUCCUGAUGUGUUUCGCUGUUACAUUCACUAUGUUGCAUUUGGUUUGAUGGACUUCAGCAGCAGCAUUCAACCCAUGCUCUAUCUGUCCAAAGAAAAGCCACCAUGGAAAUGCUGCUUCCACACCAGCUCAAGUCAAGAUCAAUAA
This is a messenger RNA of Sphaeramia orbicularis (orbiculate cardinalfish), 888 nucleotides long. RefSeq names its product hydroxycarboxylic acid receptor 2- (gene hcar2). Gene Ontology annotation, molecular function: G protein-coupled receptor activity. The coding region runs from base 1 to 888 and encodes 295 amino acids. Gene Ontology annotation, biological process: phospholipase C-activating G protein-coupled receptor signaling pathway; positive regulation of Rho protein signal transduction. Gene Ontology annotation, cellular component: plasma membrane. The record is from RefSeq and is a predicted model, not a curated record. Lineage: Eukaryota; Metazoa; Chordata; Actinopteri; Kurtiformes; Apogonidae. The transcript has a single exon.